This is a messenger RNA of Annulohypoxylon maeteangense, 3363 nucleotides long. RefSeq names its product Aspartate/glutamate/uridylate kinase. The transcript has 3 exons. Gene Ontology annotation, biological process: L-arginine biosynthetic process. Lineage: Eukaryota; Fungi; Ascomycota; Sordariomycetes; Xylariales; Hypoxylaceae. Gene Ontology annotation, cellular component: mitochondrion; mitochondrial matrix; cytoplasm. Bases 338 to 3028 code for a protein of 896 amino acids. The record is from RefSeq and is a predicted model, not a curated record. Gene Ontology annotation, molecular function: L-glutamate N-acetyltransferase activity, acting on acetyl-CoA as donor; arginine binding; NADP+ binding.
CAAUUGGAAAGAACUGCGGUUUUCGGCGUCCCAAGAAUUUUUUUUUCUUGGUCAUAUCGAAGUUCUCCAGGAUAAGACUAUCGCGGCGAUUUGAUUGCCCCUCCUCAUAAACUCCUAACAAUGUGAACUUUGACAACCUUCACAAUUAGCAAAAUAGCAUUUUAUUUCUCUAGUCAAUUCAGUUCUCCUCUCUUUUUUACUCUCCCUUCCUAGGAUCUUCGAAGCUGAGCCCGAGGCAGCUCGAUCCUCGUCGCGAUACCACGGCUUAUACAGCCGUGGGGGCAUUAAUUAAACCCAUAGACAACUUGUUAUCCGCUAUUCCAUUCGAUCAGACACCAUGUUGCCGGUGCGCGCAGCACGAGCUGCAGUCCGAGCUGGCUCCCGCCGAGUCGCUCCUCGAGUAACACGUUUGUCUCCGGCGAUCGCCACAAACUCACUACGAACCUCACGAGCUGCCUACUCUUCGACUUCACGAGCCUACGACUCUACUACUCGUGCCGCUGUUAUUCAGGUUUUGAAUAAUGUCGGUUCGAAGAGAGAGGUUCAGCAAUACCUCUCCCAUUUCUCCUCCGUCUCUUCCCAGCAAUUCGCUGUCAUCAAAGUCGGCGGCGCUAUCUUGACCGAAUACCUCGACGAACUUUGCUCCUCGUUAUCAUUCCUAUACCAUGUUGGACUUUACCCCAUUAUCGUUCACGGUGCUGGCCCACAGCUCAACAAGCUCCUCGAGGAUGCCGGUGUCGAACCGGAGUUCGAAGAGGGAAUCCGUAUUACCGAUGGUAAAACCUUGGGUAUCGCAAGACGACUCUUUCUAGCAGAGAACCUGAAGCUUGUUCAGCGCUUAGAAGAGAUGGGUGUCCGCGCUCGACCUAUUACAUCUAGCGUCUUCACCGCCGACUACCUCAACAAGGACAAGUGGAAGUUCGUCGGCAAGAUCACCGAUGUUAACAAGGAGCCAAUUCAGACCGCUAUCGAGAACGGUUACCUUCCUAUCCUCACUUCUAUGGCCGAAACAAGGGAAGGUCAGGUACUGAACGUCAAUGCCGAUGUCGCUGCUGGAGAGUUGGCUCGCGAAUUCGAACCCCUAAAGGUGGUCUACCUUAGCGAGAAGGGUGGCUUGUUUGACGGAAACGUACAAAAGAUCUCAGCAAUCAACCUUGACGAAGAAUUCGAACAUAUCAUGUCGCAGCCCUGGUGCAAGUUUGGAACCCGAUUAAAGAUUCGGGAGAUCAAAGAUCUUCUGGAGACUCUUCCGCGUUCUUCUAGCGUUGCCAUCAUACAUCCUGGCGAUCUACAAAAGGAACUAUUUACGGAUUCAGGGGCCGGCACUCUCAUUCGCCGCGGAGAUAAAUUAAUGACUGCAGAGAGCGUCGCGGACUUUAGCGAUCUUGGAAAGCUUAAGGACGUGCUUGUGCGGGAUCGUGAGGUCCGAGACGCCAGGGCAACGGUAGACAGAUAUCUUGACUUCUUACAAGGACGGAAGUUCAAGGCUUACUUCGACGAACCCAUGAAGGCUCUGGCCGUCGUCCUCAACCCAGCCCCAGAUCAGACUUACGCGACCUUGGCUACCUUGACAAUCACUAAGUCAGGGUGGUUGACGAACGUUGCUGACAACCUCUUCGCAGCGAUUAAGAAAGAAUACUCUAGCUUGGUUUGGACUGUCAAGGCCGACGAUGAAAACCUCACUUGGUUCUUUGACAAGGCAGACGGCAGCAUUGUCAGGGGCAAUGAUGUCAUGUUUUGGUAUGGAAUUGAGCCUGGCGAGGAGUUGAACAAGCUCAUGAGAGAGUUCACCCUCCAAGGCCGAGCAAUGCUAGGCGAGUCCAACUUGGAGUCUCGACUCCACCGAGCAGCCCAGAUUGCUUCUGAGAACCUACGAGCUCACUUUGCGUCUGGCUCUGCAGCUAACCAGGCGCGGGGCUAUUCGACCCUUGCCCGUCGCCCUGUGUUAGGAGCCACUCCUAAGAGUGCUUUCUCACACAUGCCGCGCAGGGGCUUCGCGACCGAAACUAACCCUAACCCUCCAUAUGGAAAAAAGCACGCCUCGAACACGCAGCCCUCGAGAGUCGCAUUGAUUGGUGCCCGAGGUUACACCGGGCAGAAUUUAAUCAGUCUCAUUAACUCGCACCCCAAUUUUGAACUUCGACAUGUAUCAUCACGAGAGCUAGAAGGAAAGAAGCUAGAAGGAUAUACUAAGAAGGAAAUUAUCUACGAAAACCUGAGCUUCGACGAUGUUUACGAGAUGGAGAAGAAUGGCAAGAUAGACGUAUGGGUCAUGGCACUACCAAACGGUGUUUGCAAGCCAUUUGUCGAUGCUGUCAACAAGGCCAAGGACGAAACAUCUUCUCGCGAGGAUAAAAGCAUAAUCGUAGAUCUUUCGGCAGAUUACAGAUUCGACAAGUCGUGGACUUACGGUCUUCCGGAGUUAGUCAAGCGAUCGCAGAUUGCUCAAGCUACCCACAUCUCGAAUCCUGGUUGCUACGCCACAGCCGCACAGCUUGGCAUUUCGCCGCUUGUGGGGCAUCUGGGUGGCCAACCUACCGUCUUCGGUGUUUCUGGCUACUCGGGAGCUGGUACCAAGCCUUCGCCGAAGAACAACGUGGAAAAUCUGACGAAUAACCUCAUUCCUUAUAGUCUGACGGACCACGUCCACGAGAAGGAGAUCAGCUCUCAACUUGGUGUCGAUGUUGGGUUUAUCCCCCACGUCGCAGUGUGGUUCCAGGGGAUUCAUCACACGAUUAAUAUCCCCCUCAACAAGACGAUGACUUCGCGAGACAUUAGACAGAUGUACCAAGAUAGAUAUGCCGGCGAGAAGCUGGUCAAGGUUGUGGGAGAAGCACCGCUAGUAAAGGCGAUUAGCGGAAAACACGGCGUUGAGAUUGGCGGAUUUGCCGUUCACAGUUCCGGGAAGCGGGUGGUUAUCUGUGUGACGAUCGACAAUCUGCUUAAGGGAGCAGCGACUCAAUGUUUACAAAACAUGAACUUGGCUCGCGGGUAUGCGGAGUUUGAGGGUAUUCCUCCAAUGAAUUAGACAGGAGCAUUUCUUUCAUUCAGGUGUUUUUUUCGGGGUUCGACGUUUGGGGUAUUAAAAGAAAACUUGUAUAUAUGUGACAAGUAGGCGGGAGCCCUUACAACGUGCCAUAAAAGAUGUUCAUAAAAGCUUACUGAACUUGAUAUGUGAGACGUUCUCUUAAGCUAGAGUGAGCGGGUGGGCAUCAUUCUUUUGUUGGGAAUAUAAGUCGUGGUGGAAAGAAAAUAGGGAAGCAUGGCAUUGGUGGACAGGAGCGAUUCCCGGGAGAGCUUGUGGCCAUCAUAAUGGAUAUUAUUAUUAGUUAAGAGAUGAACUGAGAUUCGGUCAUACCUAAA